CGCGAGUAAUCUUAGGAAGUGAAAUGUUUUGAUUAUAAAGCGUGGUGCGUUUGUUUAAUUAGCGUGAAAUAUAAUGGGGAUUUACUUAAUUUGUUGUGGUUGUUAAUUUCAAGUGUAGUGAUGACAAUGAGGGUGGUGUCGUUGGUUUGUUUGGUAGGGUCCUUGAUAGUAGAAACUCAUGCCAACAAAGAUGUGAAGGAGAGUACGGAGUUGUCGCGCGCUUUGGACGACCGGCCUCUCUUGUUUGCCACAUUAGGAGGCGGUAUGGUAGCAUUGGAUCCUCUUACUGGGAAUAUUAUUUGGAAACUCAAAGAUGAACCAGUAGUAAAAGUUCCAAACCAGCACGGUAAUCUGAUGCCUCAGUUUCUCCCGGAUCCCCGGCAUGGGUUUCUCUACAUGUAUGGGCCAAGAGGAGAUCAACAAAUGCUGAAGAAGCUGCCCUUUACCAUCCCGGAACUGGUCGCUAAUGCGCCUUGUCGCUCUACUGAUGGCAUUUUGUACACAGGGAAGAAAAGUGAUACGUGGUUUAAGCUUGACCCUUUAACUGGAACCAGGGAGCACGUAUCUGGCUUUGACAAAUCAACAAUAUUUAAUAAUGGAGAGGACACGUGUGCGCCAGACAAAAAACGUGGCAUAUACGUCGCUAGGACUGAGUACAAUAUUCUGAUGCAUGAUUCGAAGAACGAGAAUUCAAAAUGGAACGUUACCUUCUUUGACUAUACGUCUCAUGCUAUGGGGAAGGAAAUGUUAAAUGAUUAUGGUAUAAUCCACUUCACAUCGACAUCGAGCGGCCGAGUGAUGUCUUUCGACAGAAAAACCGGAGAUCUUGUCUGGUCACACAACCUGGAGACUCCAGUCGUAGCUGCUUAUCUCCUCGACAGAGAUGGCCUCAUAUCAGUGCCUUUUAAUUCCAUCGGAGAUGAUACACUUGAUCAUAUCAUGGAAGACGCUUCGACGCUUAGAAACGGCCAGGGCAUUAAGAACUCUAAUAUUGAGUUGUACCCCACAUUAUACGUAGGAGAACAUAACCAUGGGUUAUACGCAUUAUCUUCACUGGUAGAUAAAAAUACGAUAACAAUCUCAACAGGUCACACACAACCGUUGCUUAUAGAAGGGCCUGCAACUGAAAACUCAGAGAGUGAAAAGAAAUACGAGCCAUUCAAAAAUAUACAUUAUAAAUUGCAGGAUUUGAAUUUACACGUUUCCGCGCCGUAUUUGUUACUGGGACAUUAUAAAGUGCCAGAAUUAACAACGGCAUGGAUGCCUCAAAUUCCGAACAAUAAUUUCUUAAAAGUGAAAGAGCAGAGCAACCCUAUCAAACUUAUUAACGGACAAGUUCAAGCACAGUCAGAGAAUGACGUAGAAAACGAAACAAAUUUAAAGUCUAACUCCAUAUCGGUCUCGGUGCAAACGGAACAGUACUUCGAAUUCAGUUUUAGACCUGACCUGUGGUACAAAAAGGCCUAUAUUUGGUUGCAUCAACAAGAGAAUAAAGCCUUGAAAGUGGCUUUAAUUAUUUUAUGCGGAUUGGUCGUCACUAUGUUUUGGUAUCUGCGAUAUCAGGCUCGCGAGUUCCAACAACUUUCGCAAGGCGGAUCCCGAGGGUCGAACAUGUCGAACAAAUCAACCAGUUCUACUGGGGAAAUUACGGGUCAGUUGGAGGAAGUUGGCGAAGGAGAAGUGCGUAUUGGCAGAAUCUCUUUUCACACCGACCAGGUGUUGGGGAAGGGAUGUGAGGGCACUUUUGUUUAUAGGGGAACAUUCGAUAAGCGAUCAGUAGCCGUGAAACGGUUACUGCCAGAAUGUUUUACAUUCGCUGACCGCGAGGUGGCGUUGCUGCGCGAAUCAGACGCGCAUGCUCAUGUCGUUCGGUAUUAUUGCACAGAGCGGGAUAGACAGUUCAGGUAUAUCGCUUUAGAAUUGUGCUCAGCAACAUUGCAAGAUUACGUCGAGAAGAAACUGAAUUUUGAGUGCAGGAUCGACGCUGUGGAAGUGUUACGUCAAGCCACGAUGGGGCUAUCGCAUUUACAUUCUAUGGAUAUAGUGCAUCGAGACAUAAAACCGCACAACGUCCUACUUUCGAUGCCGUCUGGCACGGGUGAGGUGCGGGCUAUGAUAUCCGAUUUUGGUCUAUCGAAAAAACUGAACAUCGGAAGAGUAAGCUUUUCUCGCCGGUCAGGUGUCACCGGAACGGAUGGCUGGAUUGCGCCAGAGAUGAUCAAUGGCGAAAGAACGACGACUUCAGUGGACAUAUUCUCGCUGGGCUGUGUGUUUUACUACGUGCUGUCUAAAGGUCAACAUCCAUUCGGCGACAUGCUACGGCGACAAGCGAACAUACUCACCGGCGAUUACAAUUUGGACUAUUUGGAAAAAGUACUACCCGAAGAAGAGGUGUUGGUAACAAAGAUACUAAUUCGCGCCAUGAUAUCUGCGCGACCGCACGCAAGACCACCCUGCGAGACUGUGCUCAAGUAUCCCAUGUUCUGGGGCAAGCAGUGCAUACUCAACUUUUUGCAGGACGUAAGCGAUCAAGUGGAGAGCAGUAACAUUCCAAUCACAGAGCACCCAAUAGAGUACGGUGCCCGUAAGGUAAUACGUGGCGAUUGGCGCGCGCACGUUUGUUCCGUAGUGGCGGGAGACUUGCGCACGCGCAGGACGUACCGCGGCGAGCGCAUGGCGCAUUUGCUGCGAGCUAUUAGGAACAAGAAACAUCACUACAGAGAACUAGAAUCCGAAGUACGCGAAACCCUCGGCAAGCUGCCCGACGGUUUCAUCACAUACUGGUUAAGGAGAUUCCCGCUCCUAUUACCACAUGUUUGGAUACAAAUGCAGCAAUAUCGGCACGAAGAUAUUCUUCAAGCUUAUUACCCACAUUCUUUUACCUUCCAUAGAGAUGACGUCAUAGAACUUGACAACCAAGGAUUCGAAGAAAUUUCCGAUGCCUUGUGUAACCCAGACAAAAAUGAACUGUUUGUCAAAAGUAAAGUUUACGUAGACGAAAAUGAAGAAAAACAAUAUAAGUACCACAGAAAUGGUUCACCGCGAAAGAGAAAUGACUGGAGGAGCGAAGGACCAGAUCAUAAAGUUAGACAAGAUGACGUCAGACUCAGAGACCGACAUUACAAAAAGAAAAAAAAGGAAGAUAUUCCUAUUUGGACUGUGCCGCCUCAGUAAGCACAAAACAUAAAGACGAUUAUUAUGUGAUUUUUAUCUAUUUAAUAAGACAUUUUUAUGAAUAAUAAGUGAGUGAAGUCAGUGUUUAGAUCUCUAAUUAGUGAUUAUUAGGUGUUUAUUAAACUUAUGCCAUCCAUUACGCGGAUUCCUGUCUAAAGGAUUAGUGCGGUUAUUAUUUCGACAUUACUUAUGUAAUUUCAAUGUUUUAUAGCAAAAGAGGGCCUGCAAUGUCCUUUGAAUGAUAAGGGACCAAUAUUUAAUUAACAAGUUAGCGCAGAUUUGUUAACUUAAUAAACAACAGAAGCUUAUAACGUUCUCAGUUAAAUUGUCAGUUAAUGUAGGUAUUAGGAGAUGAUUUUGCUAUGCUUGGGAGUAAGAUUAUUGUGACAAAUUAGGAUGAAAUGAAAUAAGGAUGAAGGUUUUUAAUUUACAAAAAUUAGUUCGAAAAUGACAUUUUUUAUUUUAGUUUAAAUAUAUCACUCGUAUAUAGAACAGAAUUAAUAUAUUGGUAUAAUUUUGCGUGUAUUUUAGAAAUUAUAAUUGAGCUAUCAAACUACGGUGUUUGAUGAGUUUAUGACUAUGUUAUUGUAAUUAGUAAGUGUUCUUAACAUUCCACUUAAAUAUGUUCUAAUAUUGUUCAAUUUUGGUUGGUGCUAUUGGUAAGGAAUGUGAAAUAAUAGAUUUAGAGAUUGUAAAAUCAUGGUUACAAUAAGACAAGUUUGGUAACUCUAUACAAACGUAGCAGCCAGGCUUAUAUGUGUGCACGCCCCGCCGUGUCCGGAUGCACACAUUCGCUUAAUAAUAUAAGGCGUGCGGAACGACUACGCGAGAUGACGCGAAUAUGUGUGCGCGCUGCUACAUUUGUAUGUUAAGUAUGGUCUUAUAAUACUAUUCUGCCUCUCAUAAACAACGCCUAAAGUUCUUUUUUCUUUCAAAAAUGUCAAUUAUGUUGAUUUAGCUUAACAAUAAAACAAACUAAAUUAGAUAAUUUUUAAAAAAAAAAACACCUA
This is a messenger RNA of Hyposmocoma kahamanoa, 4184 nucleotides long. It is a transcript of the gene Ire1, whose product is annotated as serine/threonine-protein kinase/endoribonuclease IRE1. The record is from RefSeq and is a predicted model, not a curated record. Gene Ontology annotation, cellular component: IRE1-TRAF2-ASK1 complex. The transcript has 14 exons. Gene Ontology annotation, molecular function: RNA endonuclease activity; ATP binding; protein serine/threonine kinase activity. Gene Ontology annotation, biological process: mRNA processing; IRE1-mediated unfolded protein response; protein phosphorylation. The coding region runs from base 121 to 3174 and encodes 1017 amino acids. NCBI's taxonomy places the organism in Eukaryota, Metazoa, Arthropoda, Insecta, Lepidoptera, Cosmopterigidae.